AUGAAUAUCGAUGAACUUCAAACAUUUCCUCUAUCGAAACUGCAAGAACUCGCAAGGCAACACCACAUAAGACCCAACCUCGGAAGGAAAAAUCUCGUUACACAACUCGAAAAAGUCUUGGUGCGCUCAGCUGGCGGAAACUCUAACCGAUCGACGCCCACCGGCUCUCCAGCUCCAACCGAGUUAGCAGCAACGGAAACAUCGGGCGAAGACAUCGUGGAUCCCAAUGUGUCCAACGACGCGCCAAGGAAGGAUUAUAUCCGCCCAUACCAUUUUCAUUGUGGCGACGGUCAUCCCGUCUACCCUUUCGAAGACCGCCCCAGUUCCCCCGAGGGUACGCCAGAGCCAGAGACCUCGCCAGGGCUCCUUGAAAAUACAGUGGCCAUUAUGGCACGGAUUGACCGCGAUGAUCAAGCCAUCCUUGCAGAGAUUCAGGAAUUGAUGAGCCUGGCUACAGAGAUUCGACAGUCAACCCUUACCCUUUCCCAAGCUCUACGAGCGGAGAUGGGGAAGAGCCAACGGAUCGAGGGUUAUCUUGCUUAUUGGCAGAACAUCCAGCCAUGCACCUCUUUCGGUGAGAUGUGGUCCGGAACGAUGAGGAGAGGGCCAGCCAACAUAGAAAUAACGACGACAGACGACGAGGAGCAAAUGGCUUUGGAUGAAGAGCAAGCGGCAGUUCCUCGGGAAGAGGAUGGGUUGCCAGGAUCUGCGCCUAUUGUGGGGAAUAUGUUGGCUACCCAAAGAGAGAUGCCUGAGCAAGAGGAGGUACCCGCGCAAGAAGAAGCGGGCAAGUCACGGUCUGGCCCUUCAAAAGGCAGGCGUCGCAGCAGUGGGUACAAAAUAGUCGCCGAUGACAAAGAUAGGACGCGGUUCCGGUUUGUUGAGGUAUCUGAGUCUGAUGAGGAGGAGUCUGAACAGUCCGAGUCGUGA
This is a messenger RNA of Laccaria bicolor S238N-H82, 930 nucleotides long. RefSeq lists its product as uncharacterized. NCBI's taxonomy places the organism in Eukaryota, Fungi, Basidiomycota, Agaricomycetes, Agaricales, Hydnangiaceae. The record is from RefSeq and is a predicted model, not a curated record. The coding region runs from base 1 to 930 and encodes 309 amino acids. The transcript is spliced from 5 exons.